UACUCCUCCUCAGUCCUCCACUCCUUUCUCUCCAUUUACUGAGAAAGCACUAAGCGGAUGCCCCUCUGUUCUUGCAUGGACUCUUGUUGAUGGAAAUGGUAAAGGCACUGCUGAACAACAUUUCACUUUUUCUUUAUUUCUUACUCUUGCUCUGGUCCAGGGAAACAUUUCCUCUGUUUCAUGAUCUUCUGUUGGACAUUCCAGAGCAGCUUUGUUGUGUUGUGCACAACUGAUGGACAAGAAUCAAACCAGAGAUAACUUUGAAAAAGGUGGAACUUUCUUACAAAGACUUUUCAGAUACUGAAGCAUCCAAUUGUUGGCUGCUUUGGUUUUGGGUCAGUCAGAAAGCUAUAGGGAGAAUUAUUUACACAGAGCCUAACUGGUCCUAGUUUUUCUCCCGCCGACAAAAUGGGUUCAGAUGUACGUGACCUAAACUCUCUGCUGCCCCCGCUUCCUACGGGCCAUAGCCCCAGCUGCCCUGCCCUGCCCGUCAGCUCAGCCCCUCAAUGGGCUCCUGUCCUGGAUUUCCAUGCCGCUGGAUCUCCUUAUCCUCCCCUUGCAGCCACCCACACCUCCCUAGGGCAACACUCCUUCAUCAAGCAGGAGCCCACCUGGGGUGCUAACACUGACCCCCACCACCAUGACGCUGACCCUCACUGCGGCCUUAGUGCCUUCACUGUCCAUUUCUCUGGGCAGUUCACAGGGACUGGGGCAUGUAGGUAUGGAACAUUUGGGGCGCAACUACCUCCGCCACCACCCACUCAACCCCCAUCUGUGGCUGCCCCACACCACCACCACCACCACCAGCCACCCAGCAGGAUGUUCAGCAACCCACCGCACCUGACCAACUGCAUGGACACACAGCAAGCAGUCCGCAACCAGACAGGUUACAGUGCAGUUGCAUUCGAUGGAGCUGGUAAUUACAGUCAAAUUCCUACAUACCAGGGCUCCCAGUUCUCCAAUCACUCCUUUAAACAUGAAGACACUUUAACCCAGCAAAGCACUAUGGGUGAGCAGCAGUAUUCUAUUCCUCCUCCGGUCUAUGGAUGCCACACACCUUCAGACAGCUGUUCAGGCAGCCAGGCUCUUCUGCUGAGAAACCCUUACAACAGUGGAGGAAAUUUAUAUCAAAUGGCCUCUAAAUUGGACUGUGUCACAUGGGACCCUGUCAAUACACUGGCAUCCAGCAUUAAGAGCCAUGCCACAGGCUAUGACAGUGACCCCAACUCCCCCAUGGUGUACAGCUGCAGCACACAGUACCGCAUACACACACAUGGAGUCUUCAGAGGCAUACAGGAUAUGCAGCGGGGGCCCAGCCUACCUCAAGCCAUAGUUCGGUCAGAGAGCAACGAGAAGCGUCCCUUUAUGUGUGCCUACCCUGGAUGCAACAAGCGCUACUUCAAGCUUUCCCAUUUACAGAUGCACAGUCGCAAGCACACAGGGGAGAAACCCUACCAGUGUGAAUUUACAGACUGUGGCAGGAGGUUUUCUCGCUCUGACCAGCUCAAAAGACACCAGAGGAGGCACACAGGAGUUAAACCUUUCCAAUGCGAGACGUGUCAGAGAAAAUUCUCACGAUCUGACCACCUUAAGACACACAACCGGACUCAUACAGGUAAAACAAGUGAGAAGCCUUUUAACUGCCGCUGGCCUAACUGUCAGAAGAAGUUUGCCCGCAGCGAUGAGUUGGUGAGACACCACAACAUGCACCAGAGGAACCUCACCAGACUCCAGCUGGCCAUCUGAGUCUUUUUUUUACCUGUAUCACAGUUUUAACAUUUAGAAAUGUGGGUUAUGCCUGCUAAUAUCCUCUGUCAAGUCAAUCCAGACCUGGAUUCUUUGCAUGAAAGAAACCUCUCAAUGGGCCAGUGGAAACCUAAUUGGCCCCUAAAAAGUUACGGUUAUGUCUAUAUUCUAAAGCCAAAUGAAAAACUGAACAUUAAAAAGAAUUGUGAAAUGUUAGGUGUUAAAUAUAGUAUUGUAGUAUAGAAGCUGAGAAUUUAAGGUUCUGGAAUGUGAUGGAUAAUACUGGCAAUAUUUAGUAUUUUUGAUUUUGCCAACUUAUCCAAAAAACCAUCAAGAAAUCAGCUCCCUACUUUAGUCAAAUAGGACAGCUUUUUUGCUCCAGAUGGGAGGCAACUUGAAGGCUCCAGCAAAUAUUGAAGGAUCAACCAAAUAAAUAGUCGACACUGGCUUUUGCUGCAGUGCACAACAAUAUUAUCUUGUUUGGCUUAUUAUAUCUAAUAGGUUCUAAUAUGUGUUUACAUGUUAUCACUAAACCAACACACACUUUAUAAAUGUAAAGUUUUUAUCGUAAAUUAUUUCCCCAAGACAUAUUGCCUCUUUACUUUUUCACUAAACUAAAAGAAAUACUCCAAAUGUUUGGAAAAUUUUCAGGUCAAACCACAACCAUUUGUACAGUUCAAAGGUUCUUGUCACUUACAUAAGGGCCCUACAUCAUGUUGAACUUGGUAAUACUUACGUAUGUUGAAACCAAAAGCUUUUUGUCUUGUGGUUUUAUUUGUUAUGAUUAGGAUGACAAAACAGCUUGACUGGAAUGAUUCAAAGGAAGGGAUGUGUCUUUAUUUUGUGUGUUUUUCUCUUCUUAUAGUUUCACCAUUUAUUCCAUUAAAGCUGGUUUUGGGUUUAAGCAAAUGAGCAAAUUACAGAAACAAUCUGCACCUAACCUUUGAAUUGCCCACCGAGAACAAAUACUUUUUUUUUAUUGAACAACAUAAUUUGCAAUGUUUGUAAUGUCAGUUUUGGUGUUUUGUCAUAGCCUAAAAUAUACAUUUUAAAUUAUCUUGCCUUUGUGAGUAUAAUAAGAAGCUGAACUUUUUUGUUUUUGAAUAAUGUGAAGAUUUUUUUCUAUUGUUAAGUGCUCUGAGGACUUUGUUGUGUAGACAGAAACCUUUGGUAGAGUAUGCAAGCUCUUAAAGGGAAACUUGUAGGUUGGAGACCCUAAUCAGUGUACAGGAAAAUGGUUUAGAAAAUAUAUUGUCAACAAAAUAUAUGAAUUAGCACUCUACAUUGAAUUCUGGAAUCAUUUUGUGUGUUUACUUUAAAUUUAGUGUCGCAGGCAACAGGAUGUAACGUAACACCUUAGCAUUAAUAAACAUGUCAGUUUUGUCAAUGAAGAGAGUUUUUUAUUCUUAUGCAUACAACGGACCACUGGCUUCCAAUUAUGAUCCUGUUAGGUAUCAAAGAGACCAGGAACAGGUCAGGAUUAGCAAAAAUGAUGACCACCGGAGAGAAAUUC
Messenger RNA from Labrus mixtus (cuckoo wrasse), 3259 nucleotides. RefSeq names its product WT1 transcription factor a (gene wt1a). Gene Ontology annotation, biological process: regulation of transcription by RNA polymerase II. Gene Ontology annotation, molecular function: RNA polymerase II cis-regulatory region sequence-specific DNA binding; DNA-binding transcription factor activity, RNA polymerase II-specific. NCBI's taxonomy places the organism in Eukaryota, Metazoa, Chordata, Actinopteri, Labriformes, Labridae. The coding region runs from base 409 to 1746 and encodes 445 amino acids. Gene Ontology annotation, cellular component: nucleus. The record is from RefSeq and is a predicted model, not a curated record. The transcript has 9 exons.